Molecule: messenger RNA, 531 nt
Organism: Trichoderma aggressivum f. europaeum
Lineage: Eukaryota; Fungi; Ascomycota; Sordariomycetes; Hypocreales; Hypocreaceae
Exons: 1
Coding region: 1-531 (176 amino acids)
Source: RefSeq, a predicted model, not a curated record
AUGAUGAAGCCCGUUCCAACGGAGGCCGCCCAAAGCGAAACGAAACGAAACGAGAGGAAAUUCUGUGGCUACCAAGGCAUCGCCGAAGCACGUGAGCCGCCACAAAGGCCGGAGACAUUCGACACAAAGCACAGAAGACAAGAGAGAACGAUAACGAAGGUCCUGCUGCACAGCUGCGCCACACGAGUCGAGCUGGAAGCGCUGGAGGGAAACAUGAUUCGACGGAUGCAGGGAUCAAUCAAUAUGACGGUUCCUCUCGAAGGCAUCUUUGUGUUCGGGCUGGGCAAUCGGGUUAGGUGUAAUACGGAGUGGGAGGGAGUCUUAGGUAGCGAUGCAGGUUCCGGGUACCUACGCGCCGGGGCAUCUGACAGUCUGGGUGCUAGUACAGGCUACCGGGCCGAGGAGCAGCAGUUUGGAUCGAUGGGCCUUGCCCGUGGUUGCAUCUGCCGGUACCCAACUUGGCGCCUAUCAAGGAUUGCAGUGUUACAUGCAAUCGUUGGUGCUGUAGAUACAAGUCCGGGCAUUGUUUGA